This is a messenger RNA of Carcharodon carcharias (great white shark), 2100 nucleotides long. Its product is annotated as microtubule-associated protein tau-like. The transcript has 10 exons. Gene Ontology annotation, biological process: neuron projection development; microtubule cytoskeleton organization. Gene Ontology annotation, molecular function: microtubule binding. The record is from RefSeq and is a predicted model, not a curated record. NCBI's taxonomy places the organism in Eukaryota, Metazoa, Chordata, Chondrichthyes, Lamniformes, Lamnidae. Gene Ontology annotation, cellular component: neuron projection. Bases 181 to 1788 code for a protein of 535 amino acids.
GGCGUCUCCCAAACUGACAGCGCCGGCCUGCUCUGCUCCUCCGCCUGGAAGGUCGGGUCCCUCUCCGAUCCCUAUUCCUGUCUGAGAGUGAACCUCACCGUGCACAAUUCUUCUCCUGUCUCUGAUGAACCUAUUUCAGAUGAUUCUGAUGUGAAGAGUACACCAUCUUCAGAGGAAGCAAUGGAUCCAGCUGCUCUUACUGCAGCAACCUUGGACCUGGCUUCACAAGAGGUCACAGCAGAAGGAGAAGAGGAAGCUCUGGCCUAUGUUGAAGUUCAGCAGAGCUACAAGCAACAGAGUGUCAUCGAGGGAAUGAUGGCUGAGAUAGGCCCAAAUGAGCAAACUAGUCCAGUUCUUAAGGAACCGCUUGUGCCUAUGAGCACUGUACGGACUGAGGAGGUUGUGACUAUGACCCCUUCAGUCACCGAGGAGGCAUUGCUCACUUUGGACAGCCCUCAGGCAUCAGAAGUUGAUAUGUCUGGGCUAGAAGCAGCAAGCUUUGGAUUUGAAGAAAAACAAGUUAGUGAGGAAACAGGACCUCUUGAUAUGGGUCACACAAUUCUACUGACCUCGGAACAGUGUAUGGACCAGGAGCUGACUGAGAGCAUGGAGCAGGAAAUGGGAGAGCUUCUUCCUGAGGCCAUUGGAUCAUUGGGCUUGAUUGCUGGAGAUGAUACAGGUGAAUCAACAGAAAUGACCUUGACAGAAGGAAGUGUUCAAGAGGCUGAGUCUGACAUGGAAGCUACUGCAGACCUAAAACCAACUGAAGCCAGUGAGCGCGAGGAGAGACUGGGCGAUGCUGAGUUCAGAGAUUCACAUGACAAAGUCCAGCUUGCAGGUGACAAGUGUGAAGCAGCGAAUCAGGAGGAAGGGGUUGAAGCUCAUCAGCCACAGCCAUCCACUCAGGAUAGAGAAGUGAGCCCUGACCAACCACAAACACUGGCCUUUCAGAAAAGUGACCAUGAAGACCUGCCUGUGUCAGCAGUGAAAGCUCAACUACCUGUUGCAGGUGAAGAAGGAGCCAAAUCUCAGGCAGUCGGCCCCGAGAGCAAGACCAAGAGCUCCACACCUACAAAAAUCUCAAAAGCAAGGCCUCAGGCCUCUACUACUCCUAAGAGGCCUACUUCUGCCCGUAGCAACAAACCUUCCAGCCUUGUCUCCAUCCCCAAAAGACCUCAAUCUACUCCAGGCCAAGAUGGUACAGGAGCUAAGGAGCACAGAGUGAAGGUGCCAGAAGCAAGGAGGACUCCAGGAUCACAGGCACCAUCUGGCCUCAGAAUGCCAGGAAGCAUCGGCACAAAGACCCCACCCAAGUCUGCACCCACUCAGAAGGGAAGUCCUCACUCUCCUGAUGUCAAAAGAACAACAGGUGAAUCAGCUGCUAAAGGAGGUGGCAGUGGCAGUGGGUGCAGCAGUCCUGGUACCCCUGGGACCCCCGGAAGCCGUUCUCGCACACCUUCCCAGCAGCCUGCAGGAGCAACCAAAGAAGUGAAGAAAGUGGCCGUUGUGCGCACUCCGCCUAAGUCCCCGGCUGCUUCCAAGACACGGACUCCUCCUGUUGCUGUGCCCAUGCCUGAUCUGAAGAACGUCAGAUCAAAGAUCGGAUCAACAGAGAACAUUAAACACUCCCCUGGCGGAGGGAAGGUACAGAUCGUACACAAGAAGGAAGAUUAUAGCAGUGUGCAGUCCAAGUGUGGCUCUAAGGACAAGAUCAGACAUGUUCCAGGAGGAGGCAAUUUCAGGAGUAGGUUGAAUAUGGACCUUGUUCCUUCUCAUCUGCUUCGAUGAUAACAGUCUUGGAGUCUCAGCUUCACCGACAACUUUUGCUGGGUUCCCUGUCUUCAUGAUUGGAUCCAGUACAUAUAUAGUUUGUCCUUUCAGCAACUCAGGCUGGGAUGUAGCCAUGCUUGCUGAAAUGUUGACUUCCUUCUACCUGUGCAUUAGUGAGUUGUUGUCUUACUUCCUCCUGGUCAUUUGGAGGGAGUAUCUUGCUUGCUGAAGUUGUCUUUUACUUGCUGCCGUUCAGUAGCUCUGUAGGUGACUUCAUGUCAGUCUCAAGAGGGGUUGUUCGGAGUGACAAUAAAGCAAGUUUUGGACCUU